AUGUUGGCCAAUAAAGGGGACACUUGUACAACACCUCAUACCACCGAGAUGAAAAUGCUGCAGUGGUCUGGUGGAGUCACGAGACUAGAUAGGCUGCGAAAUGAAUACAUCCCCGGCAGUUUCAAAGUGGUCCCAAUAACGGAGAAACUUACCGAAAGCCUUCUCAGAUGGUAUGGCCAUGUAAUGCGUAGUGACAAGGAUUACGUGGUCAAAAAAGGCUUAAAACUACCCGAAUGCAAAAGAGGCAGAGGACGUCCUCCAGCCACCUGGUGGACCAGUAUGAACAAGCUUGUCGCCGCAGAAAAAUUGCCCGACCCGACUACCCAGGACAGGCCGACCCCCCAUAAAGUGGGACAGAGCUAA
This is a messenger RNA of Achroia grisella, 363 nucleotides long. RefSeq lists its product as uncharacterized. Lineage: Eukaryota; Metazoa; Arthropoda; Insecta; Lepidoptera; Pyralidae. The transcript has a single exon. The coding region runs from base 1 to 363 and encodes 120 amino acids. The record is from RefSeq and is a predicted model, not a curated record.